GACUAACAUCAACAUCCAUUGUUUGCCAACAACCCGACACGCGAGUCGUCCCGCCACCGGCCCGCCCAACCACGCGCACAGCCUGCCAAAGCCCGCGACACAAGACCUUGACCCUGAUUCUCUCCCCCCGCUGGCUAUGACGGCGCAAAUCCUCCACAUGCAUCCUGCGCACGCGUCGGAUUUGGGAAAGAUCCAGACGCAUUUUGGAGACAAAAUGGACAGCGCUGUUGGUGCUGCCAGCGAGCCCCCGACCCCCGCAUCGCCCGACAGCGGCGAAGCCCGCGGCCGUCGACGCGACAGGGACGACGAUGGCGACACGGGCGAUGGCGACGGCGACGGUCAUGGCUCCUCGAGAAAGAGGCGGCGCAGCAGAAAGGGCCUCGACAAGAAGUUUGAGUGCCCCCACGAGGGCUGUGGCAAGAGCUACUCCCGCGCAGAGCAUCUGUACCGCCACCAACUGAACCACAAUCCAAAGCAAAUAUACCACUGCGAUUUCCCCGAUUGCCAUCGCUCCUUUGUCCGACAAGACCUCUGCGCGCGCCACAAGGAAAGGCACACGGCCCGGGGUUCCCAAUUGCUGCGCAAAGACACUUUCAACAUGCACAACCUGAAUCCCAUCGUGACUGCCGCACUGGGAGGAAAGAGCGCACCGCCUCCCAAAGCGCUGAGCAUGAAGAGCCAAGGACCACAUGGCCUGCAAUCUCCAGCUUCUGCAUCUUCCAACGGAGGACCUGGCGCGCAAAUGUCACCGCCAAACUUCCAUUCGCCAACCCCAACCACAGCAACGCAUAGCAGGCAAGACUCGCUGCAAAGGACAGGAAGCGAUGAUGCCUACAGAGGCAGCUCGGAGGCCAAGCCUUAUGAUAUGCAGGCUCAGAAUUCAGGGAACUUUGCACCCCCACCCCGUCCGGCCGCAUUGGGUAAUUACGGGGGAGUCCGGACGCCUCUCCACAACUCCCCACAUGUGGGUAAUGGCAGCUUCACACGGCCCGAGCUACGCGCGCAGACGUCAAACGUGAGUUCAUACAGCUCAACGUCACCCUAUAGUUCGACCGUCACUCCAUCGCCAUAUACCCCCUCGGGCUCGUCGACCAACUACCAAAACAGCGCAAGUGCGUAUCAAUCAGUGCAAAAUUUCCCUGCGUUCUCCUCCUUACCACCACCAGAAUACCCACAAUCCACUGGCACCCCGGCGACUCGAGAACAUGAAAACCAAUACUACAAUGGCACGUCCGCACAGACUCCCGUCAAUGGCGUCGACUCUUCAGCUCAGAUAGACAACCGCAUGCAGGGUGUAUCGGACGCCAUGAUGGAUCAGAACCCUGCAUACUCCAUACCAAUGUUUGGCAGCGCUGGAUACAGCCGAUCACCAUUCGCCAUGGCCGACGACUUUGCUGCCUGGCUGUUCAACGACAACCAGUUCAACCCAAGAGGUGGAUCGCCCAUGGACUACCCCGGCGGAGUCAGCUCUACAGGGGGCGCGUCAAGCCAGAUUGGUCUUCAAGCUCCGUACUUCAACUAUGACCCCUCGGUGGCUGGCUAUCUGAACAACCCUGCACCGCCUUCCCACCCCAUGGCUGUUCACAGCAUUUUGGACACAACCCUUCCAGAAUCUGCCCUGUCAGAAGAGAAGCGCAAAGAUCUCAUUGACUUGAUUCAUCUCCGUUUCAACGAGACUGACCAUGCACCGGUCAAGAAGCAAAAAGAGGAUAUUAUGGAUGGCGACAAGGACGAUAGCCGUCACGUCCUGAGUCUUCACAUGAUGCAGACGUACAUUAGCUCGUACUGGGUUCACUUCCACCCGCAGCUGCCGAUACUGCACAAGCCAACCUUUAACGCGAGCACUUGCCCCGACCUGUUGCUGCUCGCUAUCAUGUGUCUUGGAGCAUCUUGUCUGGAGAAGACAUAUGGCCGAGAAACCACACAAGCCUGUGCUGAGCUGGCCAACUUCCUCGCCUGGCACUUGCGCUGGGAGAUGUUUAUGGAUGCCGAUUUCCGCCCACCCGCCAAACUUUGGAUCUUCCAGGGGCUGCUCUUGCUCGAGAGUUUUGAAAAGAUGUACUCGACGCGCCCACUACACGAACGAGCACAUAUUCACCAUGCAACGACAUUGACGCUGAUGAGGCGAGGAAGCUCGUUGAUUGGUCGUUCGGCCAUGGACUCACCUCCCAGCGUCAAGGACGGCAAAAGCAAUGGAAUCGCAAACACGCCAGACGAAUGGUGGAACCACUGGAUCACGAACGAGGCUACUCGGAGAGCUGCCUUUGCAGCCUUCGUCAUGGACAGCAUCCAUGCCACCAUGUUUGGUCAUAGCGCUGUCAUGGUCGCCCACGAGAUGCGUCUUCCUUUGCCCUGUGACGAAGCCUUGUGGUCUGCGACGAGCAGUUCCGAAGUGGGUCGGGUUGAGCAGACUCUAACAUCAAACGGGAUCAAGCCGAUGUCGUUCCUUGACGGUCUUAAGAAGACACUCAAUGGACAGUCGGUCCGCACAAACUCGUUUGGGCGCACCAUCCUCAUGGCUGGCCUGCUGAGUGUAUCAUGGCACAUGAACCAGCGAGAUUUGCAGGUCAGCUCUCUCGGUGUGACUACAGCGUUGGGUGGGCGUGAUAAAUGGCGAGGUUCCCUCACUCGGGCUUUCGACUUCUGGAAGCAGGACUUCGACAACUCACUUAAUCGAUCGGACGAGUCAUCUUCCUCCAACUCCCACAACCAUUCUCGGGGUAUCGACGACGAUAUCGUCUUCGAGUCCCGCACUGUCCUUCAUCACCUGGCGCACAUGGCAAUGCACGUGGACAUUGUCGAUUGCCAAAUCUACGCCGGAGCACCCAGACUGCUCGGCAGGUCAAUAACGUCACAAGACUACAAUGGCGCUCAACGCCGGAUGAAGGAUGUAUGGGCCCCCACCGCCCGAGCCCGGGACGCCACCUUCUAUGCUCUGCGCUUCUUGUCCAGCGUCAUGGUUGCUGGGGAUCAUAGUCUGAAUCCCAGCACCCCGGCAACUGCUGGCAUUUCUUACUCUGCACGCGACGAUUACCUCCUCAACCGACCGUGGGUGCUAUACUUUGCCACAUUAAUUGUGUGGUCGUACGGAUUCGCACUUGACGGGCCAGUCAAGGAACCUUAUCAGCUCCCUACUUAUGACGACAAGGUCAGAGACAUGGUGUUGUAUCUCAACCGUGUUGGUGGAGUCAGGUCGCCAGAGGACUUGAGCAAGGUCACAAACCGCAAUGCCUGCUUGGGGUUGCUCAUCAUCAUGAGGGACAUGUUCAAGAAGACAAGAUGGGAGUUGCUCCACGAGGCAAGCAAUUUGCUGAACAAGUGCAUUGAGAUGCUCAUUCCAGGGGCAACCGUGGUAUAAGCACACGUAUGGACGAUGAUAUUAUUCUUUUGCUUCUCAAUGCCGCAACAUUGGAUCUGGCCAGCAAAUCUAUGGGGUCAGGUAUUAUGUUUAUCACGAGGUUAUGGUAUGGUAUGUAUAUGCUAUUUAAGGU
Messenger RNA from Bipolaris sorokiniana ND90Pr, 3491 nucleotides. RefSeq lists its product as uncharacterized. Gene Ontology annotation, biological process: DNA-templated transcription; regulation of transcription by RNA polymerase II. Lineage: Eukaryota; Fungi; Ascomycota; Dothideomycetes; Pleosporales; Pleosporaceae. Gene Ontology annotation, molecular function: RNA polymerase II cis-regulatory region sequence-specific DNA binding; zinc ion binding; DNA-binding transcription factor activity, RNA polymerase II-specific. The record is from RefSeq and is a predicted model, not a curated record. Gene Ontology annotation, cellular component: chromatin. The coding region runs from base 137 to 3358 and encodes 1073 amino acids. The transcript has 2 exons.